UUCGGUUACUCCGAAACCCGGCGCUGGCCGCCAGAUGCGUAAACAACGCUCACACGAAACGUUAGGAAAUCAGCUCCGUACAAUCAUUAUUCUGAUAUCGUAUCAUCAACUGGUGGAACGUGAUUCGCGCCAUGUGAACUAUUGCUGGAAAGCCUCCAUCCUAGUAAUCUUACUCAUCAUCAUCUCGGCCAGUAUGGUUUUCACCUUCAGUUUGGUAGCUCUGCAAGAAAGUUUCAAUCAGAAUUGUUUCAUGGGGGCAAGUUUGGAGUUCGUGAACAAUAAAACUAUCCAGGCAAAUACUGGCGAUGAGAACGCCAAACCCGCCCUGAACAAUACACACAGAUCAACGGAUGAAAAAGUAGUAUAUAUUAUCAACGAAUACGAUACUAAUUGGAGCAGCCAUAAUUAUUGUGAAUAUCUUACGUAUACUCCGCUAUUUCAUGCCUUGAUUGGUGUGAUAUGGUUUGCCAUAUUUAUUAUGCACGGACCAGGUGGGGAAGGAAUCGGCAGCAUCAUCGAUCGCCCCUGGAGAAUUGUACUUCCUUCUUUGGUAUUUUUCGUUUCAUGCUCAAUUUCUGCUACAGUUUGCGCGUGUCUCACCAAAAGGGGGUUGAGCUCAUUUUGUCAGCAGUUUGAGAAAGUUAACCUUCAUGAAAAAUACAGCUGUGCAAGAAUGAUAUCGAAGUACUCAUUGCAUCAACCCAACGAUCUGGUGCUACCGGACAAAAACUACUACCUAGUUUUGUAUUUCCCGUGGAUUUGGGUGGCAUUUUAUUAUGUUGGAGUUAUGAUUCUUCUUUUACGUAUUGUUAUGGUCGUAGAUUUUCAUCUCGUAAGAGUAAUUAUUUCAAGUGUUGACCGAGAUGAAUCGGAGAACGAAAAUCAAAGCCUAGAGGUCAGUGAUGAUAUCGACGAACCUAAUGUCAUCGAUACAGUAGAUGAAAAACCAAUAAUAACAGUAUUUUAGAUAUUUUAACAAAAAAAAAAAAACAUUGUAUAGAUAAAGCAGUGGUUUUCAAACUUUUUUCUCUCACCGCCUACUUUUGUCAAAUUUUCAAGCUCAACG
Messenger RNA from Uranotaenia lowii, 1066 nucleotides. RefSeq lists its product as uncharacterized. The transcript is spliced from 6 exons. The record is from RefSeq and is a predicted model, not a curated record. Bases 35 to 967 code for a protein of 310 amino acids. NCBI's taxonomy places the organism in Eukaryota, Metazoa, Arthropoda, Insecta, Diptera, Culicidae.